Molecule: messenger RNA, 2250 nt
Organism: Brachypodium distachyon (stiff brome)
Lineage: Eukaryota; Viridiplantae; Streptophyta; Magnoliopsida; Poales; Poaceae
Product: transmembrane 9 superfamily member 1
Exons: 12
Coding region: 114-1880 (588 amino acids)
Biological process (GO): protein localization to membrane
Cellular component (GO): membrane
Source: RefSeq, a predicted model, not a curated record
CCUCAAAACCUCCCCCAGUCUCCUGCCAUGCAAGCAAGCGAAGCAACCCACCUCGCACACCUCCAGAGCAACGAGAAGAAGAAACAACCCAUUCCUCUCUCUCGCCGUCGCCAAUGGCCUUCGUCGGCGGCGGCGCUGCAGCAGCGGCCGCUCUCGCCGUUGCCUUCCUGCUCCCCCUCCUCGCCGCCGCCUCCGACUCCGACCACAAGUACCAAGAGGAAGAUCCGGUUACGCUCUGGGUGAACAAGGUUGGUCCCUAUAACAACCCGCAGGAGACGUACAACUACUACAGCCUUCCAUUUUGCCACAAGUCAGAUAACCCUGUGCACAAAUGGGGAGGGCUUGGUGAGGUCCUCGGAGGGAAUGAACUGAUUGAUAGCCAGAUUGACAUAAAAUUCAGAAAGAAUGUUGAUAAGGAUACCAUAUGUUCGAUGGAACUUGAUCCUGACAAGGCCAAGCAAUUAUCAGAUGCAAUUGAGAAUUCAUACUGGUUUGAAUUCUUCAUCGAUGAUUUGCCUCUCUGGGGUUUUGUUGGAGAAGCAGAUAAAAACAAUGAUAACAAAUAUUUUCUUUUCACUCACAAGAACAUUCUCAUCAGAUACAAUGGCAAUCAGAUUAUCCAUGUUAAUCUUACUCAAGAAAGUCCAAAGCUUAUUGAUGCGGGUAAGGCAUUGGAUAUGACAUAUUCUGUCAAGUGGGAACCAACAAAUGUAAUGUUUGCUCAUCGCUUUGAUGUAUACCUUGACUAUCCUUUCUUUGAACACCAGAUACAUUGGUUUUCAAUCUUCAAUUCUUUUAUGAUGGUUAUCUUUCUCAGUGGGCUAGUGUCGAUGAUAUUGAUGCGCACUCUAAGAAAUGAUUAUGCAAAGUAUGCCCGUGAUGAUGAUGAUCUGGAAACUCUGGAAAGAGAUGUCAAUGAAGAAUCUGGGUGGAAGCUUGUUCAUGGGGAUGUUUUCCGGCCUCCUCGCAGUUUAGCUCUUCUUUCAGCUCUCGUCGGUAUUGGUACACAGUUGUCCGCUCUUAUUCUGCUAGUGAUUCUGUUGGCAAUCAUCGGAAUGUUGUACAUUGGGCGAGGAGCUAUCGUCACAACAUUCAUUGUUUGUUAUGCACUUACUUCAUUCAUUUCUGGAUAUGUUAGUGGUGCCCUAUACUCACGACAUGGGGGGAAGAACUGGAUCAAGUCAAUGAUCAUGACAGCAUCACUGUUCCCAUUUAUGUGCUUUGGAAUUGGCCUAGCGCUCAACACUGUUGCUAUAUUCUACCGAUCAUUAGCUGCUAUACCAUUUGGCACAAUGGUGGUUAUGUUCAUCCUUUGGGCCUUCAUCUCUUUCCCUCUUGCUCUUUUGGGAACUGUUGUUGGUAGAAACUGGAGUGGUGCCCCAAAUAAUCCAUGCAGAGUGAAGACUAUUCCGCGUCCUAUCCCUGAGAAGAAAUGGUACCUCACGCCUUCUGUAAUUGCCCUUAUGGGAGGAUUGCUUCCUUUCGGCAGUAUCUUCAUCGAGAUGUACUUCGUCUUCACAUCGUUUUGGAAUUACAAGGUGUACUAUGUAUACGGGUUCAUGUUGCUGGUCUUUUUGAUCCUCCUAAUUGUCACCAUCUGUGUAACAAUUGUUGGUACAUACUUCUUGCUCAAUGCUGAGAAUUACCACUGGCAAUGGACCUCAUUCUUCUCUGCUGCUUCCACUGCCGUUUAUGUUUACCUCUACUCCAUAUACUAUUACAAUGUGAAGACCAAGAUGUCAGGAUUCUUCCAGACAAGCUUUUACUUCGGCUACACUUUGAUGUUCUGCCUAGGUUUAGGAACACUUUGCGGUGCUGUAGGAUACCUUGGAUCGACAUUGUUCGUGAGAAGGAUAUACAGGAACAUAAAGUGUGACUAAAGAUUGGCCACAAUUAUACUGGUGGGGGGAAACUGUCUAUCAAUUCCUCGUUUCGACGAGGGGGCAUUGUUUCUGUGGCCAAGAAGCCAGGGCAUUUGUGAAAUCUGAUCAUUAUUUGACAGCAAGCUGGGCAGCCGUGGUUUUUAUGUGUUCUUGUCCCUUUUGUUCCAUCUGCGCCCCUCUUCGGGGCUAAAAAUUUUCAUGCUCAAUGAGUUAUAUAGUUGUGAUCAUAGUUGCUAAGUAGUAGUCUAGUAUAUACAGCAGUUGUUAUUCUUAAACCCAAUGGGACAUGUAUUUUGUCUUGUAAAACUGUAAGAUCGAUGAUACUAGUGAUAUUUGAUAAUGAACACUGCUCGAAGUAUAUUUAUCA